Messenger RNA from Ceratitis capitata (Mediterranean fruit fly), 2935 nucleotides. RefSeq lists its product as uncharacterized. Bases 1015 to 2589 code for a protein of 524 amino acids. Lineage: Eukaryota; Metazoa; Arthropoda; Insecta; Diptera; Tephritidae. The transcript is spliced from 8 exons. The record is from RefSeq and is a predicted model, not a curated record.
UGCCAAGGAGCGUUAACUUGUCGCGAAAUAAUAACGGAUACAUUCUAGCAAUCAUUCAUUAAUUAAAAGAGAAUGAGAAAAGUAGUGCUUUAGGAGUAAGAGAAAGCUGCUGACACAAAGAAAAAACUAUAAGAUAUUGUGAAAUAUUAAUUUAAUAGCAGUAAAGAAAAUAAAUAUAAAUAAAAAAUAUACUAAAUCAACACGAAUUGCAACGAGACGAUAGUGAAAAUCAAAUUUAGCAAAUUUAUAAGAAAAAGGCUUUUUAUGUGCAAAAAUCAGCAGCAAAACUGAAAGCCAACAUAUAGAAAUUAUUUAGUUAUAAAACACGAACAGAAUGGAUGAGGACCACGACGACGACGUAAUAUGAAAUCAGAUGGGGCUGUAAAGCCCCACCAUAAAGCAUACGUCUCCACUGCUGUCGGCAGUCGUAGUAAAGACGCUGAGAUAAACAAAACAAGCAAAUGCUAAUGAAUGAAUGAAUGUGAGGAAAACUCAACGUUCGUGUCGACAAUUGUUAUCGCUUCAAAUACUCACUGUUGCUGCCGCUGUUAUCACAACUGCCGCUUCUGCUGAUGCUUUCGUGAAUGCCGUGUUCUCGUCGAUGCUGUCGCCAAAGUUGUCAUUGCUGAUUAACAAGAGUCGUUAUUUUCGCACUGCGACUAUGCCAGGAGAGUAUUAGCAAAGGGAAAUCGAAUAAGGCAAUAACUGAAUAGUAAAAGCAACAAAAACAACUAUAUUAACAACUUCAAACAAAAAAAAAAAAAAAAAAAACACGAAAAAGAAAAAAAAACGAACACAAAUAAAAACGAUGCACGCAAUUGUUGAGCGAUCGAAACAAUCGCAACGCUAAAAAAAAAUCGCGAAAAGAUAAACAUUAUAGCAGAAAUAUUAAAAAAGUGUAGUUUAUAAAAUUCGUCAUCAAAGUAAAAACGAAUAUUCAACGUACUCUACUAAAGCUUUAACACAAAAUAACGAAAACACCGAUUUUAAGGAUAACCGUCGUAAAACUAUAAAAUGGCCAGCCACGUCAAUACCAAAGGAAUGAAUCUGAUGAUUUCGAGUAGUUCACCACUAAGCAACCGCGAUGACGGCGCUAAACAGGCUGAUGAUUUGUCCAUGACCGGCAAAUACAGCAGCAACAGCAGCCAGCCAGCAAAGCCCACUAACAACCGUGACGCAUUCCUAGCAUUGCCAUUUCUAACGUUUUUCUGGCUAACAGUUUGUGGUUUUGCAACAUCUUUACUCAAUAUUCAAUCGUUUGCUGCAAAAAUGUUACGCAUACAAGAAUCGCUAGUAAUGUGUGGCAUCGGCACCGCUGGCAAUGGCAAUAAUAACAAUCAGCAAAGUGUAAAGUCAACUGUGGGCUCACCAUUAGUGCCAUCAUGCGGUUUGUGGCAGCAUGUGCCAGUGCGAAAAUCAUCGCCACAAUUACCGCCAACACUCACGGCUACAGCAGCCACUUCGUUGGUUGCAAGUAGCUUGUGCUCAACUAGAUCAGACUCGGCGUCGAUUUCUGUCCUGCAGCCGCGUCUCUCUUUCACACUUUCCUCUUUGUUGUACGUCACUUGCAUACUCUUUCUAUUGCCGACAGUGCACAGCGAUGAUGGCGAUAAUUUCUUCUUGGUGAACACUUUUAGUAUGAGUCCGGAAACUACAACGCCACAAUUUGAUUAUGCCAGUCGGGGACAAAAGAAAUUUGGUGAUAAAUGUGAGAAUACAUUGGAGUGCGGAUUUCCCGGUUCCAUAUGUGAUGCAAAAAAGAAAUCCUGUCAAUGUACCGAAGAUUUGCCGGUGACAAAUCAUAUUGACAAAUGUGGAAAAGAGGCAGCCGUUAACGAGACCUGUUUCUUCAACGAACAAUGCGAGGUAAAACAUUAUCAGACGGAAUGUCGUGAUGGCCGCUGCGCUUGUCGUUACGAAAUGACGCCGUUUUGGGGAAAAGAUGGUACCGUCGAGUGCAAGGGUCGUGGCGAUAAACGUGGACCGGAAACCUAUAUUGAUCCAGCAAUGAUUGGCGUGCUUGUCGGCAUGGCAUUGAUGUUUAUUAUAAUUUGUGUCGUUCUACGUUUGUUUAGCCAGGCACGUUGGCGUGAAAACCGGACAAUUUUCAACACACCCAAUCCACGUCUCAUGAACGUAUCGCUUUUGCGUGAUAGCAAACUCUUGCACGGCCAGGAGCGACGCGGCUCGCGUAUGUCGGUGCGAGCACCGUCGCGCCAGCCGAGCAUGGCUUCGCUACGUCCGCAUUCGCCGAAUCCGUCGUUAGGUAAGACAGAUCACAAAUCAGGUCGUAUGACGCGUUCCAAAAGCAAUACCAGAUCGAGUGAUUCCCGUGUUAGCGACGUAUCGAAUUGUUCGCGUCUGCUCGAGCACACGCACACAAAUAUGCACGCACCACACACAUUUGCGCCGUACACACCGGCACCGACGCCAACAACACACAUAACGAAUUUGCAAUCAUCACCACAAUCGCAACAGCCACCAACAACAGCGGCAACAAUGGCCAAUGCCAGCUCGGAUACCGACAUGGAGGCGGCCAUGUGCAUGACAACGCCGCCAGCGGUCGCCAUUAAGGCGAAUAAAUUCUGAAUGAAGAAAAAUCUCCAAAUUGCUUACUCUAUUAAUAACAUGCAUACAUACAUACAUACAAUACAUACAUAUGUGCAUACAAUAUGAUCACAAUAGGAGGCGCCGCCGCCGCCAGCCAUUAGCUGUUCUCGGGUAUCCUAAUUGACAAGAGCCAACCAAACAACCAACCAACCAACCAACCAACCGACCGCCAAUCAAUACAGAUGUGCAUGUGGUGCUGCGUCUACCCAGAGAACAUACACACGUGGUCACAUUCGGGGAGCGCCAGCGCGAGCAACGCAUCAGCCACGUCUAUACGUUCGACGCGUAGUAACUCCGUGGCGCCAGGAAAUGUGGCUAAUACCGG